AUGGUCGAUGCCGCUCGAUGGCUCGAACAGCUCCGCCAUUACUCAGAAGAAGCAGCAGUCGUAGAUAGCUUUCGGCACUGGGGCUACACUAUCUACCGCACACACUAUGCGCCGACCACCGACCAACAAUGGCAGCGACUCCUUGAAAAGAUCCAUAGCGAGGCACACAAAUCGACUCUGAGAGUGUGUGAAGCCACUGCAGACGAUCCCGCAGUUCAACGGAUCUGGUCCCUCUUCCGUCUCGAUGCGCGCUCGGAUCCUGCUCUAACAGGCCUGGACAUGGACCAGCUGCGUUUGUUGUACAGAAACGGCGACGAGGAUGACCCAAUGAAUGCGGAUCUCCGAUCGCACCGUGUCUUUCUCGUGGCGGACGAUGAAGUACUGUCUGAUGUUGACGCCUUUAUGGAAUUCACGACUCCCGACGCCAACAUGUCCAGGCCGACCGUCACCGUCAUCUCCCCCAAGGGCGAGUCCACCAAGGACACCAUCGCUGUCCCCAAUGUCUUCAAGGCUCCUGUUCGCCCUGACGUAGUUCAUACCGUGCACAGCGGGAUGAACAAGAACCGCCGCCAGGCGUACGCUGUCUCCGAGAAGGCCGGACACCAGACAUCUGCUGAGUCUUGGGGAACUGGUCGUGCCGUUGCGCGUAUUCCCCGUGUCUCUGGUGGUGGUACUCACCGCGCUGGUCAGGCUGCGUUCGGUAACAUGUGCCGAUCCGGUCGCAUGUUCGCCCCUACCAAGGUCUGGCGCAAGUGGCACCAGAAGCUCAACCUGAACCAGAAGCGUUACGCGACCGCCUCCGCGAUCGCCGCCUCUGGCAGCCCUGCUCUUCUCCUCGCCCGUGGUCACGCUAUUUCCACCGUUCCCGAGGUUCCCCUCGUUGUCUCCUCGACCGCCUUCGCUGAUGGCGCCAUCAAGAAGACCUCCGCCGCCGUUGCCCUUCUCAAGGCCGUCGGUGCCGGUGCUGACAUCGAGAAGGCUAAGAACUCUCGCAAGGUCCGCGCUGGUAAGGGCAAGAUGAGGGGCCGCCGCCACAAGCAGCGCCGUGGUCCUCUGGUCAUCUACAACCCCGAGGAGGAUGGCAAGGACCUUGUCCUUGCUUUCCGCAACAUCCCCGGUGUCGAGACCAGCUCCGUCUACUCGCUCAACCUCCUCCAGCUCGCCCCCGGUGGCCACCUUGGUCGCUUCAUCGUCUGGUCGUCAUCUGCUUUCUCUGCUCUCGACAAGAUCUACGGUUCCACCACCGAGGCCUCUGCUCUCAAGAAGGACUUCCUCCUCGCCAACCCCAUCAUGAAGCAGACCGAUCUCUCCAAGAUCAUCAACUCCAGCGAUAUCCAGAAGGUCCUCCGCCCCACCCGUGGCGGUGCCGUCUCCAAGCGCACCGUUGUGCAGAAGAAGAACCCUCUCAAGAACUUCCAGGUUCAGCUCCGCCUCAACCCCUACGCCGCUGCUUUCGCCAAGGAGAAGCUCGGCCAGAAGAAGGUUGAGCACACCAAGGAGAGGUCCGGCCAGGACUUCGCCAACCUGUUGGCUGAGAACUAA
Messenger RNA from Boeremia exigua, 1542 nucleotides. Its product is annotated as ribosomal protein L4 domain-containing protein. Gene Ontology annotation, biological process: translation. Gene Ontology annotation, molecular function: RNA binding; structural constituent of ribosome. NCBI's taxonomy places the organism in Eukaryota, Fungi, Ascomycota, Dothideomycetes, Pleosporales, Didymellaceae. The coding region runs from base 1 to 1542 and encodes 513 amino acids. The record is from RefSeq and is a predicted model, not a curated record. The transcript is spliced from 3 exons. Gene Ontology annotation, cellular component: ribosome; cytosolic large ribosomal subunit.